Crotalus tigris (Tiger rattlesnake) is the source of this 1605-nucleotide messenger RNA. RefSeq names its product cilia and flagella associated protein 299 (gene CFAP299). Lineage: Eukaryota; Metazoa; Chordata; Lepidosauria; Squamata; Viperidae. The transcript is spliced from 4 exons. Bases 16 to 390 code for a protein of 124 amino acids. The record is from RefSeq and is a predicted model, not a curated record.
CACGGGGAUGCGGCGAUGGUUUCCAUAGUCUUCAUUCGCGAUCGAAAUGCCCGUGGCCAGGAGGUCUCUGCCUAUAUUGAUUAUGCCCAUCGUUUGAAGGUGGAUGAAUUUGAUGCCUAUUUCAGUGGAAAAAAGAAACUUUUCCCCAGGCGCAGUGAUCUGAGUUUCUACAACUGGGACCGAAACCUCUGCUGCAUGAAUUCAAGCCCAAACUACCAGGUGAUUGCAGAAAAUGCAUGUGGCUUACUCUUUAAGAACAAGUCUGACCGGAAGAUCAUUAACGUGGAUCCCAAGGCAUUUCCCGGAGAUAACACAACACGGGUUCCGAUCAAAACAGACCUCUACCUGCAAGUGGUUAUCUAUGACCAUGUCCUCAGAAGAAAAAUCUAAUUAUCAAUUCUCAUGAGGAGAGAGACAUUGGCAGAAAUCUUUAACCUACCGGAGACCCCUGGACAGCCUUCCAAGAUCCAAAUGGAACAAGCAUUAAGAUUCCAGACUUAAGUAGCAAGAUCUUUGUAGAAUGCUUCCCUGUGACUAUUCAUUACAGGUUAUUGUGAUUCUUUGCUGGCUUUAAAUCCUUGUAAUUGCACAGUAACAUUAAAAAUGUGUGCAUACAGAAGGUGAGAUACCUGCUUGUUCCUGCGUUUUAAAUGAUCGGUUUAAUUCGCUUCAGAAUACAGUAAAUGUCAUUGUUAUCGCUAUAAAAAUGUGUAGGAACUGAAGGAGUAAUCAUAGAGACUAAGGAAGAUGAACUUCUCAAAAAUAUGCAAGAACUAUUACCUAGAGAAAAGGGGUUGAAACACUUGAUAAGUCCAGAAGAAUAAGACAGUAUACAAAAUGGCUCCCUGAUUCAAUGGAAUAUAAGAUAGGUAAAGUCAUAUAGCACAAUCAGAUUUGUAAAAUUCUGUUAUUAUCUCAAUAUAAAUAGUUUUAGCCUUCCUUUGGACUUGAUUUCUGGGUAUGGUCUAUUUGUGGGGCUGACACCAGCUCUGAUGGAUUAGGCCAUGAAUCCAUCUAGCCCAGGGGUAGGCAACCUUGGCUCUUUUAUGACUGGUGGACUUCAACUCCCAGAAUUCCUGAGCCAACAUGGCUCAGCUUGGAAACUUUCCCUUUCCCCUCAGCGUGGCUGGCUCAGGAAUUCUGGGAGUUGAAGUCCACGAGUCAUAAAAGAGCCAAGGUUGCCUACCCCUGAUCUAGCCCAUACUGUAUAGUCAGUUAGAUACAUUCAUAAAAUUCAAAGCCCACCAGAUGUGUUCAGGAAGCUUACAAGCACAAGAAGGAAGAUGAUGGACCUGUUUCACUGUAGCUUCCCAGCAGUUGAUUUAAGCUCUGCUUCCUGAGAUCUAUGAAGUCGUAAAUAACUAUUGGCUUAGCAGUCAUGGAUGGUGUGAUUUCUACAAAUGUGUCUUUGCUGUUUGUUCAGUAACUUCCAACUCUAUGGAUAUCAUUUCACCAGAACUGGCUGAUAAUUUUGCUUCUUUGAGUCUUAUAAGUUUUUUGCUUGUUACCAGUAACAGUGUUUAACCACUUUGAUGCCAGGGGCCUCUUUUUUAUUGUUUUUGAAGCAAGUAAUAAAAUUUGCCUUUGCAGUUUGUGUCCCAAGUA